Molecule: messenger RNA, 2236 nt
Organism: Vitrella brassicaformis
Lineage: Eukaryota; Vitrellaceae
Source: the annotation of a GenBank genome assembly
CUGAGAUCGUUUUUUUCGAUGAGUGGAUCACUGGCAAUUUCUGCCGCAUUGCCAGCAUCCGGCAAUUCAUCGGCAGCACCCUUUCUCAUUCACCUGUGCAUCUGCCUGAUCGUCGGCAUCGCAAGCCAGGCGCUGUGUGUUGCGAGUGCGGCUGAGUCUAUCAUAGUUCGGGUGCGCUUGCCGACGGGAGAGCUCAAGAGAGUCACCAUGAGGAGAAACGAAAGGCUGCAAUCCAUCAGAAGAAAGGUCAGCGGACAGGACGAACAAGCCCGUUAGGCACCUGCUGUGUGUCGUUUGGUCGUUCAGUUGGGUCUUGACCGAGAUGCCUCUUCGUUCCCGUUUGCAGAGGAUCCCCGCGGCGCCUCCAAGCUCAGCGACAGCGCCAUUCUGCAGAGGCUGAAGAUCCAGAACGGCCAGAUCAUCUACCUCGUCCGACCGCCGUCGACUGAGAAGCCCUCAUUGAUGCCGCCAGCUGAAGCACCAUCAGAGAGGCUGCCUUCUGAGCCACCCGCUGCGAGGCCGACAACCGCCAAGCACGUGCGCGAUGGCUAUAUGCCCUACCCUGAGCUGUCAUCGAGGCGCAGCGGUCGGCUGAGGCGGCGGGCCAGUGGUCGUGUGGGUCAGAUGUCGAUGCAGGACCUGCAGGCGACGAGCAAGAGGCUGCAGGUCAAGGCGCAGACUGAUAAGGUGGUCAAGCAGGUAAGUGAACGGCCGACGGAUGAAGCAGCGGCUGAAUGAUUCAUUGCUUUGUUGCUUCAUUGCUUCGCUGCUUCACUGCUUCGCUCAUUCAUUCACUCAUUCAUUGCGAUCCGUCCCUUGUACGGUGAAUGCAGGUGAGCGUGUCAUCGGGCGGUGCUGAGUGGUUCCUGUCCGGCAUCAGGGCCUUUGCUGCGGCGAGGAACGGCACAGAGACUUCUGUGAGGGGUGCUGCCUUGCUGUACGGCACGGUGGACGCGUCGACCGGCCGCAUCACCGUGGAGGCCGUCACGCAGCCGUCGGCAAUGGCAUGGAGAGAGGGGGAGGAAUGCGACCUCGACCAGGUCGGUGUGUGCCGAGACACUUGAACGGCAGGAUCUAUCUGCGUGUGUGUGGAUGCAGCUCUGGUCGCCCUCAAACAGGGAACUUGACAGUGCUGACAGGUCAGGAGACAACAAGAACCACGCGACGCUCGUGACGCUCUGCUCACUUUUCUCUUCUUUCUUUUCAGGGUCGCCGAGAUGCUCGGUCUUCGGCUGGUGGGCUGGAUCUUUACGAGCCCCGACGAGCAGACACCCGUGGGCAGCACUGAGAUCAUCACCGCCUCGCUGCUGCAGCGGCGGUGCAUGCAGCGACACGGCAGGGAAGAGGGGGAGAUGUUCGUGUCCGUGGCCGCCAUUAGCACAGGCAAUGACGUCGCCCUCGAGGCCUUCCAUAUGAGCAGACAAGCCGUACAGGUGCGCCUGAGCACAAACUCACGAGGCAAUUCACUCACGCGAACAUCCACUUGUGCUGCAUGUCUGAUGUACUGAUGCAGUUGGCGUCGGAUGGUCUGUUUGUGCUGCCCUCGCCGGCCAGCAACGCCUCCCUCAUCGCCACCAGCGAGCCUGUGUCUGUCGAGGGCCGCGAGACAACCGAUCUGGACGUUCUCUUCUGCCUCAUCCCUGUGGCCAUCCAGUCUCACGAGGGCUGGCUGCAGAACAGCUUUCCGUCACCUUUCGUGCCACAGCAGAAUGGAGAGGAGUCGCUGGCGGCCGUGCUGCGUCGUCAUAUGCUGGGUCGGGACGUCAGGCGGCGGCCACUGAGUGCGCGGCUGAGGGACUUCAACCUGCUGCUCUAUGUUGCCAAGUUUGUCAGCAGGUCAGCAGCCACGUCAGAUCUGUGGUGGCUGUGAGGAGAGUGCUCAUUCGAUGCAUGUGUUGGUGUUGUCUGGUUGCAGGGAAGCGGAUUUGCCGGUGUUGUGUCGUGCUGUGCGUGAUGUGCAUGACGGGACGCCCCUGUCGUCACAUUAUGAGAUACUGCUCGAGACCAUAGCCCACACCUGAACUGAGAGAGAGACAGUGUUCCCGGGACUGUGCGGUGUGUGUCUGUGACUACUAUGACUUUUGAGCAUCCAGGCAGCAUUUGAGCGAUGUCUCUCUCUGUGUGGAGCAGAUGUGUACACGAGACACAUUCAUCGAAUGGAGUCACCCAAUUGGCACAGGUCAAACACGAGUAACAUUGCUGGCGUGUUGAUUUGAACCCUAACGAUGCGUCGUGU